CCCGCCGCGGCCGCCGGCCCGAGUAGCCCCGGGAGGGGAGUCGCGGCCAACUCGGGCGCCUUCCGCCCUCCGCCCCGCCGGGAGCCGGCGCUGCGCGAAGGGCUCUCCCCGCGGCUCAUGCUGCCGGCCCUGCGCCUGCCCAGCCUCGGGUGAGCCGCCUCCGGAGGGACGGGGGAGCGCGGCGGCGCCGCGGGCUCGGCGUGCUCGCCUCCGGGGACGCGGACGAAGGCAUGGAGCGCGGCCCCAGCCUGGGGGUCACCCUCUACGCCCUGGUGGUGGUCCUGGGGCUGCGGGCGGCGCCGGCCGGCGGCCAGCACUACCUCCACAUCCGCCCGGCGCCCAGCGACAACCUGCCCCUGGUGGACCUCAUCGAACACCCGGACCCUAUCUUUGACCCCAAGGAGAAGGAUCUGAACGAGACGCUGCUGCGCUCGCUGCUCGGGGGCCACUACGACCCGGGCUUCAUGGCCACCUCGCCCCCCGAGGACCGGCCCGGCGGGGGCGGGGGGCCGGCCGGGGGCGUCGAGGACCUGGCGGAGCUGGACCAGCUGCUGCGGCAGCGGCCGUCGGGGGCCAUGCCGAGCGAGAUCAAAGGGCUGGAGUUCUCCGAGGGCUUGGCCCAGGGCAAGAAGCAGCGCCUGAGCAAGAAGCUGCGGAGGAGGCUGCAGAUGUGGCUGUGGUCGCAGACCUUCUGCCCCGUGCUGUACGCGUGGAACGACCUGGGCAGCCGCUUCUGGCCGCGCUACGUGAAGGUGGGCAGCUGCUUCAGCAAGCGCUCGUGCUCCGUGCCCGAGGGCAUGGUGUGCAAGCCGUCCAAGUCCGUGCACCUCACGGUGCUGCGGUGGCGCUGUCAGCGGCGCGGGGGCCAGCGCUGCGGCUGGAUUCCCAUCCAGUACCCCAUCAUUUCCGAGUGCAAGUGCUCGUGCUAGAACUCGGGGGCCCCCUGCCCGCACCCGGACACUUGACGGAUCCCCACUGACGCCCCCUGCGCCGCCUCCAACCAGUUCCACCACCCUCUAGCGAGGGUUUUCCAAUGAACUUUUUUUUUUUUUUUUUUUUUUUUGGCUACAGAGACCUAGCUUUCUGGUUCAUGUAAUGCACUGUUUAACUGUGUAGGAAUGUAUAUGUGUGUGUAUAUACGGUCUCAGUUUUAAUUUACUUAUUAAAAGGUCAGUAUUAUAUGUUAAAAGUUACCGGCUUCUACUGUAUUUUUAAAAAAAAAUAAGCAAAAGAAAAAAAAAGAACAGAGAAAAGAGAGACUUAUUCUGGUUGUUGCUAAUAAUGUUAACCUGCUAUUUAUAUUGCAGUGCCCUUCGCAUGGCGAAGCAGGGGGGAAAAGUUAUUUUUUUCUUAAAGUACAAAGAGACGGGGGAACUUUUGUAGAAGGACUUUUUAAAAGCUAUUUUCCAUUCUUCGGAAAGUGUUUUGGUUUUCCUUGGACCUCGAAGAAGCUAUAAGAGUUCAAUGUUAUUGUAAAUAUAAAGAACAAAUGGAAUGACUAAUCAUUGUAAAUUAAGAGUAUCUGCUAUUUAUUCUUGAUAAUAUCCCGUGUAGUAAAUGAGAGAGAAGUGCAGAGCAGGAUUAAAGAAAACCACUAAAACCGACUGCGCUCGACA
Molecule: messenger RNA, 1616 nt
Organism: Carlito syrichta (Philippine tarsier)
Lineage: Eukaryota; Metazoa; Chordata; Mammalia; Primates; Tarsiidae
Gene: NOG
Product: noggin
Exons: 1
Coding region: 231-929 (232 amino acids)
Biological process (GO): negative regulation of BMP signaling pathway; dorsal/ventral pattern formation; negative regulation of cell differentiation
Source: RefSeq, a predicted model, not a curated record